Messenger RNA from Lactuca saligna, 1800 nucleotides. NCBI's taxonomy places the organism in Eukaryota, Viridiplantae, Streptophyta, Magnoliopsida, Asterales, Asteraceae. The record is from the annotation of a GenBank genome assembly.
AUGAAAGAUGACUAUCUACAUACCUUGAAACUCCAAAUACCAGAUAAGAAUGUUGGUUCAACUGCUGACAUAAUUGAACAACAGUUGCUUCAUGAUUUAGAUAAUAUGCUCCGUUCUGCUGUUCCAUCCAAAUCAAUGGGAGAUUUUGGCCUUCCCGUUCCUUCAUCUGAUGUCAUUGGUAUUUUACAAAAUCGUCUUCUACUCGAAGAAUUGAGGUACGAUAGGGAAGGGCUGAUGAAAGAGCACAAUGAGCUGGUGCCAAAAUUAAACAGUGACCAAAGAUCAGUCUAUAAUACAGUCGUCAGUUCCAUAGAAAACAAAAAACAAAUACUGAUGUUUGUUUAUGGACAUGGGGGUACCGGCAAGACAUUCCUAUGGACAACCAUUCUUUCCUAUUUUAGAUCCAUAGGAAAGAUUGUAUUGGCUGUUGCUGCUUCUGGAAUUGCGUCACUUUUGCUACCUUCUGGAACAACAGCACAUUCAAGAUUCAAGAUACCUAUCGACUUAACAGACAAAAAAUCAUGUGAUAUUAAAAAACGCUCCUUCCUUGGAGAACUUAUGCAACGUACAACACUCAUUAUUUGGGAUGAAGCACCAAUGAGUGACAGAAGGUGCUUUGAAUUUUUGGACCGCUCACUUAGAGAUGUGCUAGAUUGUGAUCAACAACCAUUUGGAGGGAUAUCGAUGCUUCUCGGUGGUGAUUUCCGCCAGACUCUUCCCGUUGUACCAAAAAGCACACGUUCGGAAAUCAUUGCACUAACUUUACCGAGUUCAUACCUAUGGCCAUAUUUCACGGUUCGGAUUUUACAUACAAACAUGAGACUACAAUCAUCUGACAUAACAACUCAAAAUUCAAUGUCCACAUCAGCUUUUGCAAGAUGGUUGCUAGCUAUUGGAGACGGAAUCAUAGGUAUACCAGACAAAGACGACCCACGUGAUUCAAGUUGGGUACAAAUUCCAUCCUCACUCCUAAUAUCUGCCACUCCAAACUCUCUACAGACGUUGAUAGAUUUUGUUUAUGGAGACGGUAUACUUAUCGACCCCACUGCUGCAGAUCUUUCAGUAAGAGCAAUAGUUUCUCCUACAAAUGAGACAGCCGACGAAAUAAACACCCACAUUUUAAAAAUCGUGAGAACAAGUGGUAGAACAUACAAUAGUACAGACAUCAUGGAACCAAAUGGAAAGCAUACAUCAGAUAUGGAAGGCUUAAAACGGAAACAACUCAUGACGAGCAUUUCUGACUUGAAGACUGAUGGUAUUGGAGGCCCGCUACAAGUUAGAAUACUGAGAAAAUGGAAACAUGAUGUCCGGCGAUACGAGACUUGGUAUCUUGCUGUCGAUAGAUUUGCAGAUGCUAUACAAAUUCUUGGACAGCGAACAAAUCAGAGUUACAUUGAGUCUGUCCUCCAUGUUUCACAGUGUUACACCAUAUCAGAUUAUAGUUGUCCUCAAUUAGAUAACUAUCAAAAAUUCCUUGAAAAUGAGUUCUACAUCGAUGUUGGCCUCAAGUCCAUCAUACAACCAAUUCCAGAGACAACAACAAUACCCAAAACCUGGUUUCGGUUCGUAUCAAAAUCACAUCUCAUAGACCUCGGAGAAAGACCACCAUACUAUCCAGAUUACAUUGGUGUCUUAUCAAAGAUCAGAGAGUGUACCAAAGCAAGCGGGGAAUCAUUUGUCUUGCUCAUACUAACGGAUGAAAGGUUAUAUGUGAUGAGCAAUAUGAUUCAAACUGAUACAUUGGAAGUGGUUGCUCGGUACUUCUUUGAAAUCAGACAAGUGUUCCAUCAAACAAAAUGA